UCUGGGGAGAGCGGAUAUAGUUAAUGCAGGGUCCGGGGGAGACCGAAUAUAGUGAAUGCAGGGUCCGGGGAGACCAGAUAUAGUGAAUGCAGAGUCCGGGGAGACCAGAUAUAGUGAAUGCAGGUCUGGGGAGACCAGAUAUAGUGAAUGCAGGGUCCGGGGAGAGCGGAUAUAGUGAAUGCAGGGUCCGGGGAGAGCGGAUAUAGUGAAUGCAGGGUCUGGGGAGAGCGGAUAUAGUGAAUGCAGGGUCUGGGGAGAGCGGAUAUAGUGAAUGCAGGGGUCCGGGGAGACCGGAUAUAGUGAAUGCAGGGUCCGGAGAGACCAGAUAUAGUGAAUGCAGGGUCCGGGGAGACCGGAUAUAGUGAAUGCA
Molecule: messenger RNA, 370 nt
Organism: Staurois parvus
Lineage: Eukaryota; Metazoa; Chordata; Amphibia; Anura; Ranidae
Source: the annotation of a GenBank genome assembly